AUGUUGGCUCUCGCGAUCGCUGUGUCGGCGGUGUUGGCCACCGGUUCAGCACAGAGCGCCACUAACAGAUUCCCAGACGGAUUCUUAUUGGGUGCAGCCUCGGCUGCCUAUCAAAUAGAAGGAGGCUGGGACGAAGAUGGUAAGGGUGAAAACAUCCAGGACUACUUGUUCCACAACUACCCGGAAUACACACUGGGGAUGACGGGGGAUGUCGCCUGUGACUCGUACCACAAGUACAAGGAGGACGUGCAGAUGCUGAAGAACAUAAACGCGAACGCGUACCGCUUCUCGAUAUCCUGGUCGCGCGUCCUGCCAACUGGGGACGUGGACGUCAUCAACCAGGCUGGUAUCGACUACUACAACAACCUCAUCAACGAGCUGCUCGCCAACGGAAUCCAGCCUCUGGUGACGAUGUACCACUUCGACCUGCCUCAAGCGCUGCAGUACCUCGGAGGCUGGCCCAACGAGCUGAUGGCCGACUACUUUGUGGAGUACGCCAGGGUUCUGUUUGAAAACUUCGGAGACAGGGUGAAGUGGUGGAUCACGUUCAACGAACCGGCCGUCUUUGCGAAUGGGUACGCGAGUGUCGGCUUCGCGCCGUCGCAGAACGCCUCGGGCAUCGGCGACUACCUGUCCACCCACACGGUGAUCAAGGCGCACGCGCGCGUCUGGCACCUGUACCACGAGCAGUACAGAGCGACACAGAACGGUAGUGUAGGAAUCACCCUUAAUAUGGGAGGUCCUGAGCCAGCUUCUAAUUCGACAGAGGAUGCAGAAGCUAGUGAAAGAGGCCGCCAGUUCCAGGUGGGCAUCUUCGCUCACCCCAUCUUCAGUGCAGAAGGGGACUACCCGGCUGUGGUGAGACAGAGGGUGGACGCCAACAGCGCAGCAGAGGGGAGACCGCGGUCCAGGCUGCCGUCCUUCACACAGGAGGAGGUCGACUACAUCAGGGGGUCGGCAGACUUUAUCGGGCUGAACCACUACAACACGGAGUUCGUGACGUCAGGUGUGAGUGGCAUAUCCCCGUCUAAAAGCCGCGACUCCGGCAUCGUCACUUCUCGAAACGAGGCAUCGCCCUCUGGAUUCCGAAGAUUGUUGAACUGGAUUGCUAAUGAAUACCCUGGGUACCCGAUAAUUGUAACUGAGAAUGGUUGGAAGGAUUCAGGAGGACGUAACGACACCGACAGGAUCAAUUACUACAUCGGUUUCUUGGGAGCUCUCCUGGAAGCUGUGAACACGGACGAAGUUCCAGUGAUCGGCUACACAACGUGGUCUCUCAUGGACAACCUGGAAUGGAAUUUGGGAUUCACGGUAAAGUUCGGAGUGUACGAGGUGGAUUUCAGCAGUCCAAACAGAACGAGAACGCCCAAGGACUCGGCUGCCUUUAUAGCAGAAGUCUACGGAACCAGACAGCUUCCAGAGCAGUACUUUUGGUAG
Molecule: messenger RNA, 1437 nt
Organism: Schistocerca nitens (vagrant locust)
Lineage: Eukaryota; Metazoa; Arthropoda; Insecta; Orthoptera; Acrididae
Product: myrosinase 1-like
Exons: 11
Coding region: 1-1437 (478 amino acids)
Biological process (GO): carbohydrate metabolic process
Molecular function (GO): beta-glucosidase activity
Source: RefSeq, a predicted model, not a curated record